Molecule: messenger RNA, 2882 nt
Organism: Molossus molossus (Pallas's mastiff bat)
Lineage: Eukaryota; Metazoa; Chordata; Mammalia; Chiroptera; Molossidae
Gene: GMCL1
Product: germ cell-less 1, spermatogenesis associated
Exons: 14
Coding region: 112-1692 (526 amino acids)
Biological process (GO): germ cell development
Cellular component (GO): nucleus
Molecular function (GO): protein binding
Source: RefSeq, a predicted model, not a curated record
GUAGGCACUCGGGUCGGGUAGAGACCGCCGGCGGCGACCGGUCAUGGAGGGAGACAGGGUCCGCUGGUCUCCCUGAGGUGCGCUCCCUGAAAUCCCGGGGAGCCGUGACCAAUGGGCUCGCUGAGCAGCCGAGUGCUGCGCCCGCCUGGGCGAUCCCGAGCCCAGCAGGAACCGGGUUCCGGGGCCGGGGGCUCGGCCCGGAGGCCAGAGACUGGCGGCGACGCGGCCGGCCACGGCUUCUGUUACUGCCCCGGCAGUCGCAAGCGUAAGCGGAGCAGCGGGGCCCUCUGUUAUUGUCAUCCCGAAUCCGAAACAGACGAGGAUGAGGAAGAAGGGAACGAGCAGCAGCGGCUCCUCAACACCCCUCGAAGGAAAAAAUUAAAGAGUACGUCCAAAUAUAUUUACCAAACAUUAUUUUUGAAUGGUGAAAAUAGUGACAUUAAAAUUUGUGCUCUAGGAGAAGAGUGGAGUUUACACAAAAUAUAUUUAUGUCAAUCUGGCUACUUUUCUAGUAUGUUCAGUGGUUCUUGGAAAGAAUCCAGCAUGAAUAUUAUUGAACUGGAGAUUCCGGACCAGAAUAUUGAUGUAGAAGCACUACAGGUUGCAUUUGGGUCACUGUAUCGAGAUGAUGUCUUAAUAAAGCCCAGUCGAGUUAUUGCCAUUUUGGCAGCAGCUUGUAUGCUACAGUUGGAUGGUUUAAUACAGCAGUGUGGUGAGACAAUGAAGGAAACAAUUAAUGUGAAAACUGUAUGUGGCUAUUACACAUCAGCAGGGACCUAUGGAUUAGAUUCUGUAAAGAAAAAGUGCCUCGAAUGGCUUCUAAACAAUUUGAUGACUCAUCAGAAUGUUGAACUUUUUAAAGAACUCAGUAUAAAUGUCAUGAAACUGCUCAUUGGUUCAUCUAAUUUAUUUGUGAUGCAAGUGGAGAUGGAUGUGUACACAGCUCUCAAAAAGUGGAUGUUCCUUCAACUUGUGCCUUCUUGGAAUGGAUCUUUGAAACAGCUUUUGACUGAAACAGAUGUCUGGUUUUCUAAGAGGAAAAAAGAUUUUGAAGGUAUGACCUUCCUUGAAACUGAGCAAGGAAAACCAUUUGUGUCAGUAUUCAGACAUUUAAGGUUACAGUAUAUUAUCAGUGAUUUGGCCUCUGCAAGAAUUAUUGAACAAGAUUGUCUAAUACCUUCAGGAUGGCUGUCUUCUGUGUAUAAACAGCAGUGGCUUGCUAUGCUCCGGGCAGAACAAGACAAUGAGGUGGGGCCUCAAGAAAUCAAUAAAGAAGAACUAGAGGGAAAUAGCAUGAGGUGUGGUAGAAAGCUUGCCAAAGAUGGUGAAUACUGCUGGCGGUGGACAGGUUUUAACUUUGGCUUUGACCUUCUUGUAACUUAUACCAAUCGCUACAUCAUUUUCAAACGCAAUACACUGAAUCAGCCGUGUAGUGGAUCUGUCAGUUUACAACCUCGAAGGAGCAUAGCAUUUAGAUUACGUUUGGCUUCUUUUGAUAGUAGUGGAAAACUAAUAUGUAGUAGAACAACUGGCUAUCAAAUACUUACACUUGAAAAGGAUCAGGAACAAGUAGUAAUGAACUUGGACAGCAGGCUCCUGAUCUUCCCUUUAUAUAUCUGCUGUAAUUUCCUGUAUAUAUCUCCAGAAAAAAGAACGGAAAAUAAUCGUCAUCCAGAAAAUCCAGAAAACUGAGGAUCUUAUCAGUUGGAAACAGUGGCACUUUGAAAAUUUUUUCGGCCAGCUUUAAUUGAAUGGCCCUAUUUGUUCACAUCUAAGGUGACUAAUAAUGACAAAGGCCUUAUGAACUGUACAGAUAAUACAGAAGACUAUUCUUAUUAUAUUUCUAUGCAUAUAUUAAAAAACAUUUAAAGCCAAGAAUAUAUCUGUCAAUCCAUUUCUGUUAUAAAGAUGUCAGCUUGUGCUUUUUUAAAUUUAGCAUCAGUAAAAAAUGGCAAUAGGUAAAUUUCACAUUUUUCUGCAACCAAAUAUAGAUUUAAUUUUUAGCUUAAACUUUGAUUCUGUAUAAUGUUAAUGUACCUCGGUUAUCCAUCUGUAAAUCUAUUUUUGUCUAAAAGAAUGUUAAAGGAAUACUUUGAAAGACUAAUUAUAAACGCUUUUUCAAUUGAUGCGUUUAAGGCUGUCUGAUUUUUUCAACUGCUCUUUGUGAUUCCUCCUGUUAUCCUCCCAAUAUGUAGUUGUUAUUAAUCAUUAAAAACUUUUUUCAUGGCUUUGGAGACUAACUUGAGAAAAUUUUUAUUUAACGUAAGCAUUUUUAGGCUAUUUUAUUUUGCUUUUAAUUUAGCUUUCCUAGGAUUUUAACAAUAAAAGAAUCAGCUGCAGACUUUCAAAUGAACUGGAAUGGGGGAGAAAAAUCAGUGAGUCUGAGUAUAUUCCUUUGCCUUACAUGGUCUUUUUGUUUGUUUUGAUAUUCUAUACAGCUUUAUUAUUAGAUUCAUAAGAUUAUUUAUAUACCACAUAUUACACUCUAAACAUUUUCAUAUUCUCUGACCUUUGGAAUUAUUUUUGUUCAAAUUUUAGUUGAGAAUCCUAUUUCCUACUUAACCUCUGAAUUAAGUGCCUUUGAGUUACACAUGCUAAUAGAAGUUUCAUAGUAAAUAUAAAUAAGCUCAGAGGAUGUCAUACAGAAGCUGGUAAAGCAUUCAUGUAAAAAUAGAACUUAUUUUUGUCAAAAUGAGAUGUACACUUGUCAUGAUAUAUAUAUGUUGGCAUCUUGUGUUUACCACUAUUUUAAAAAUAGCCAUGCUCGUUUUCCCAGUCAGAGUGAAUUCUUUUUGUGGUUAAUGUAUAUUUUUCGUAUGUUUUUUAAAAAUGGGAACCACUUUUAUGUAUCUGUACAAAUAAUAAACACCCAUUUGGAAAAA